Pseudonaja textilis is the source of this 3566-nucleotide messenger RNA. NCBI's taxonomy places the organism in Eukaryota, Metazoa, Chordata, Lepidosauria, Squamata, Elapidae. The record is from RefSeq and is a predicted model, not a curated record.
AUAAUAUCUGAAAUGUUCAAAUGGUAUACUAUGGAAAACCUCAUGGACCUCUGCUCCAUUGAAGAUGGAUAUAACAGCAGCAGCAUUGUUCUUGAAAAACAAGUAUUUAGAUCGAAAGUGCCAGAAUCACAUGUUCAGCUGGCUUGUAGCCUCCAUUACUGUGCUUUUCCCUUAAAUGGAAAUGAACUUUGUAUUUGGAAUAUGAGUGAUGAGCCUAACCAUCAGCCAUUGCGUUUAAUAGGUCAUCAUCACGCAAUUACUGCACUGGCAUUUGGGACCAAAGUUGAUCCUCUCCUUAUUUGCUCUGCUUCACAAGAUUAUGUGAUAGUUUGGAAUCUGGAUGAAUGUACAAAUAAGGUGCUAGAAGGGUUAAUGCCACAAGGUACUGUGAUAGGAACCCUUCUGGGGAUGGUGCUUUAUGUUCGUUUUAGUCCAGAUGAUCAGACUGUGGCAGUAUGUGCUGGUAAUCGAAUCUACGUGCUAAAUGCAAAGGAUGAAGCAAUAAUUGCUGAACUAGAAGGCCAUCUAGCACCGGUAACUGCUGCUGAAUUUUGUACUUGGGAGAAAAAUAUACUUAUAUCGAUUUCAGAAGAUAGAAGUUUUAAAGUCUGGGAUUACUGUAUUGGAUUGCUAAUAUAUCAAUCAGCAGUAAUAACAGCAUUUCCUCUUUUAAGUCUCUUUAUUGAUGAAGCAAAUAAACAGAUUAUCACUGGUUGUGCAGAUGGACAGCUGUGGAUAUUCAGCUUGAUUAGUGGACAUAAGUAUCGCUGUGUAAUUCAUAUUAAUUUCAAGAAAGAGAGAAAAAAGUUUUACAACAAAAUAACAAAGUUUGAGCAUUUGGAUCAGAUUCAGAAUAUUUCUCAGACAUGUAUUAUAAGCAAUAUAGAAGAAGAAGAUGCGGUUGAAACUACCUUUCCAAUCCUUAGAAUUGAACACUGUGAUAAUCCAGCAAAUUUUGGUGAUAAAGAAUCUAGAUUUCCUGCUGAGGGUACACAGUAUUUGUGGAUUGGAAGUUCUACUGGUUUAUUCAUAAUUAACAAUGCAAACUUUGAGUUGGAAGCUGCUUUACAUUACAAAGACUUCACUGGUCUUAGUAUUCAGAUUGCUGGAUCCUGUGCUUUAACGAGGAAGGCAGUCAAUGGAAAGGUUUUCUGUUUGCUAACUUCUAUGUUGGAGAACAAAAUAGUUUUACUGGAAGUUAACGUUGCUGCUCUGUUGAGAUGCCAGCAGAAUAGUCUCCUUUUAAAUGGAAGGGAAGAAGGCUUUUCUGCUGUUGCAAGAUGUUCUCUUCUUGUGACCUCUCCCUUGUACCUGAAGAAGGAAAAAGCCAAACUUGUAAAUAAAACAGGUACAAAAAAACAUAUAAAAGACAAGCCAUUGGUUUUUCAUAACAAAAUUAAAUCAUCAGGUUAUACAUCAGCACCACACUUGCUCAUGUUCUCUCCAAAUUCAAAAAUAAAACACAGCAGGUUGCCAUCAGAAUACAAGAGAAGUUGGAGACAAAGAAAGAAGGAAGACUAUCCACUUGGAAAAUCUCCUCCAACCGAAAGUGUGAGGCAAAUUAAUGUAACCGAUAAACCAACUGCCAUAUGCUGUAUUCAGUAUUCAGGAAAUGGAGAAUUAUUGGCUUGUGGUUUAGCUGACAAAACAUUGCUGGCAUUCAAAUCAAACCUUAUAGGAGAACCAACUGUUUAUUCAGGACACGAUGGUGCUAUUACCUCAGUAGGUUGGAGCCAUGACAAUAAUUGGGUUGUUUCAUCUUCUGAAGACAGAACAUUAAAGAUCUGGUCAGUUAGCAGCGCAGAACCUGCUUUAUGUCUGGGAAAGGAAAUAUUUCACAAAUCUAUCCGAUCAGCCCAGUUUUAUUAUAUAGAUACGUUCAUAUUACUGUCCUGUGGAGCAGAAUUUUAUUUAUUAAGAUAUUAUCUUGACACCAGUAAAGAUGAGAUAAAACGAUAUAGAACAAAGAGUAUUUGCAAAUCAAUACAGAAAUUUCCAAUGGCUUCUACAGUGGAAAUUACCAGCCUUUCAGCAGUGAACGAUUUCUACUCUUAUAUUGUAUUGGCAGCUGGGAGUAACCGAGCACUAGAAAUAUUUGACCUCAAUGUGGGCCGUAGUGCAGCAGUGAUAAGAGAUGCUCAUUCUAGAUCAGUUCACCAAAUUUGCCAAAAUAAGGGAUCAUCUUUUAGCUGUCAACCACAGGAAGCUUAUAAUCUCUUUUUAACAGCAGCUAUUGGUGAUGGUAUCAAACUUUGGGAUUUGAGAACAUUGAGGUGUGAGCGUCGUUUUGAAGGUCAUAAUAGCCGCAGUCAUCCAUGUGGAAUUAGUGUUUCUCCCUGUGGCCAAUUCAUUGCUUGUGGAUCUGAAGAUAAAUGUGCUUACAUAUAUGAGAAGCAUUCCAGCACCUAUUCUUAUAAAUUGACAGGACACACUGAAUCCGUAAUCAACGUGGCUUUUAAUCCAUCAUCUCCCCAGCUCAUUUCAGCUACCCUGGAUGGCAAAUUGCAAUUGUUUCUACCCCAAUAACAAUCACCACUGACGUCUUUGGCUUUCCUGCAUUGAGAAUUAAACUUCUUGAAAGAAAAAAAAGAUUGGUAGCUGAGCAUGGUAGCUGAACAUGGUAACUAGGCAAACUGUAGUCUAUUUUAGUUAAAAUACAGUCUUCCAGAUUUGUUUCACUAUUUGACAACCAACUGGGAUUUUCUUAAAAAAAAAUCAUAUUGCUGGAAAAGCAGAUUCAUAGAUGAUACCAAAUGAUAAAUGUUUAAUAUUUUGUAGCGUUAGAUUAUGUUUAAGAGUUCAAGAGUUAAGUUUCUGUAGUGUAUACAUUUCUAAUGCAUUUUACUGAUAUUUUGGAUGGUUGUUUUAUAACCAACCCCAUUUCUUAUGAUUACAUAAAUAAGAUAAAACUUUUGUUAUUCAGUUGUUUGCUAACACCCAACCCUCAAUAAUAAAGGAACAGUCUACUCAUUCCUCUUGCAUCUUGAUUUAAUUAUAGAGACCGUCUGAGAUGCUAAGUAUUUCCUCUGCAUAUUGGAUAUGCUAGCAAUAUUUUAAUAUAUUUCAUGUACCUUUGAUUUUAGGUGGUCAACAGACACUAUUAUGCAAUGUCUUUCUCCUUUUUCCUCUAAAAAUUCUUCAGUUGACUAAUGCAAGUAAAUAUAACAUGGUUCUUUUUUUGAAAGAAUCAUAGAAAAUGCAACUUUCUCAACAGAUUGUUAAAAUAUGAAUAAGGACAGGUAUUUUUUGCAGAAUUUUUAAAAGUUAAUUUUUAACUAUGCUUAAUGUUCUUUCACACAACUGUAAAUCUGGAACAAAGUAAAAUAAGUUAAUGAAGUAAAAUAAGUAAAAAUAAUAGUUUCACCAUUCUCAGAACUAUUACAAUAGAAGCUCAAUCAAAAUAAAGGUCACUACUGUUUUACGACACAUUUAUUUCACUAGUUAUGCUUUCUAUAAUAUGAAAACAAGUGAUCACCUGAAUACAAAUUCUUCAGUAAACUGGUCUGUGGGUUUUUAAACAAGAGGAUGUAGAUGCUCAAACUUAUUUAAUUAAUUGGGAAUAGUCA